AUGGCAAUCCGAAUUAAUAUCGACCAGCAUCAACUUAAGGGUACCCCUCUCACUUCACACACUCACACAAAUGUUACUCAAAAUCCUCCGGUGUUAGUUCGUUGGUACCCCCCUCCUCAGGGUACUUUCAAACUUAAUUUUGAUGGCUCAUGCAAAACAGCAUCAACAGCAGCUGGGUUCAUAAUUCGCGACAGCAAUGGCGCCCCGAUAAGUAUUCAUACCUACAACCUAGGAAUCACACAAGCUUUUAUGGAAGAAGCUUGUGCCCUUCACAAAGGCCUUCAAGAAGCAAAAAAACUCAACAUCAAGCACCUUCACAUUGAAGGAGACAAUAUGAUGGUCAUCAAUGUAGUCAAAGGAACGUGGAAAACCCCGUGGAAACUCCAUUUCGUCAUUCAGGAUAUUCUGGAAAUAAUCAACAGUUUUUACACUUGGAAUAUCAAGCAUGUCUACAGAGAAGCUAAUUGA
Messenger RNA from Spinacia oleracea (spinach), 468 nucleotides. RefSeq lists its product as uncharacterized. Bases 1 to 468 code for a protein of 155 amino acids. The record is from RefSeq and is a predicted model, not a curated record. The transcript has a single exon. Gene Ontology annotation, molecular function: RNA-DNA hybrid ribonuclease activity; nucleic acid binding. Lineage: Eukaryota; Viridiplantae; Streptophyta; Magnoliopsida; Caryophyllales; Amaranthaceae.